AUGAACGAAGCCAUCUCCGGUGGACGUGAUAACUUAAGCAGCCUCUUCAAUCUUCAGAAUCUCCAGUACCUGAGUUUGGCUCACAACAACUUCAACGGUUCUCAAAUUCCAUCGGAGUUUGAGAAGAUGACGAAUUUGAGUUAUUUAAACCUACCAAGUGCUGGCUUUUCAGGGCAGAUACCAAUUGAAAUUUCGCACUUGACAACGUUGGUUUCUCUUGAUUUAUCUUCCGAUUACUUCUCGGUAGAUACUCUUCUAAAAAUUGCGAAUCCAAGUCUCAUCCAGAGAGGUCCUGUUCUGAAACUUGAGAAUCCAAGUCUCAAUGUGCUGGUUCAGAACCUUACGGAGCUUGUAGAACUUAUUCUUGAUGAUGUAAACAUAUCAGCAAGAGGGAAUUAUUCCAGAGUUCUUCGCAAAUUUCACAAAUUUGAGGUUGCUGCGUCUCACUUCUUCUGGGUUGAGAGGCACAUUUCCAAGAAAGAUCUUCCAGGGACAAUAUCAGAUUCUAUUGGUUACCUUACAAAGUUUUCUACAAUAGAUAUUUCACACUGCAAUUUCAGCGGAUCACUGCCACACUCAAUGGCAAAGCUUACACAAUUGCUUUAUUUGGAUGUGUCACGGAACAAAUUCAUCGGACCAAUUCCAUCAUUCAGCACGGCCAAGAAACUGACCCAAAUAAAACUUUCUCAUAAUGAUCUAAGUGGACAGAUUACAUCCAUUCGUUGGGGAGAGCUUUGGUUAUUGAUUGAAUAUAAUGGAACUGAUGGAAUUAAUUCAACUUUGUCCUCUUCCAUUCCCCAUAUUUACGAUAUAAGUUUGGCUUCUUGCAAGUUGAAAAAGUUUCCUGAUUUCUUGAGAUACCAAUCCCAAUUAGCCGUUCUAGACCUUUCAUACAACCAGAUUGACGGAAAUAUACCAAACUGGCUCGGAGAACUUGGUGGUCUUGAUUACUUAAAUCUCUCUUUCAACCGGCUGGUGACUCUGGAUCGACUUUUCUCCAAUCUUUCUUAUUUGGCUGUCCUGGACCUUAGUUCAAACAAGCUCCAAGGACAACUCCCAGAUCUACCACCGCGUGCCUGGUAUUUGGAUUUCUUGAUGAAUCAUUUCAACACUGUAAUACCAGCUAAUAUUGGUGACUCCUUUACUUCUGCUUAUUUCUUCUUUCUUUCUAGCAAUAACUUUUAUGAGAGUAUCCCUGAAUCAAUAUGCAAUGCUACAUUUCUUCAAGUUUUAGAUCUAUCUAAUAAUUCCUUAAGUGGAAAAAUACCCCAAUGCUUGAUUGAGAAGAGUGUGACUCUUGGGGUGCGGAAUCUAAAGGGAAACAAACUUAUUGGCUCAAUUCCCAAUUCCUUUCAAGACGAUUGUAAUUUACAAACUUUAGAUCUCAAUGGAAACCUAAUAGGAGGACCAUUACCGAAGUCUCUAGCCAAUUGCACAAAGUUGGAGGUCUUGAACGUGGGGAACAAUCUCAUCGAGGAUGUCUUUCCAUGUUACUUGAAGAACUUGUCCAUGUUGCGCGCUCUUGUAUUGCGAUCUAACAACUUUAACGGGCCCAUUGUUUGUUCGGAUCCUAAUGCCACCUGGCCUAUGCUUCAAAUUGUAGACAUAGCUUCAAACAAUUUUACCGGUAAAAUUCCAAAAAUUUCUGCCUGGAAGCCAAUGAUAGAUAAUGAAAAUAGGGCCCAAUUUGAAUUCUUGAGUUUCAAUCAUUUUUACUAUCAUGAUUCCAUAAUAGUUACCUCCAAAGGUCGAAAUAUGGAGUUGGUGAAGAUUCUAACUAUCUUCACCUCAAUUGACUUUUCUUGCAACAAUCUUGAGGGGCCAAUACCGGAAGAAUUCGGAGGACUUAGAUCACUAUAUGUUCUCAACUUGUUGCACAAUGCUCUUACUGGCCAAAUUCCACCAUCUCUCGCAAACUUGACUUAG
Molecule: messenger RNA, 1926 nt
Organism: Corylus avellana
Lineage: Eukaryota; Viridiplantae; Streptophyta; Magnoliopsida; Fagales; Betulaceae
Source: RefSeq, a predicted model, not a curated record